Macadamia integrifolia is the source of this 1741-nucleotide messenger RNA. RefSeq names its product oxygen-dependent coproporphyrinogen-III oxidase, chloroplastic. NCBI's taxonomy places the organism in Eukaryota, Viridiplantae, Streptophyta, Magnoliopsida, Proteales, Proteaceae. Gene Ontology annotation, cellular component: cytoplasm; chloroplast stroma. The coding region runs from base 259 to 1449 and encodes 396 amino acids. Gene Ontology annotation, molecular function: coproporphyrinogen oxidase activity. The transcript is spliced from 8 exons. The record is from RefSeq and is a predicted model, not a curated record.
UUCGUCAUUUCAGAGGGAGCUUUUUCCUUAUCUUCUUCUUCUUCUCCUUCUUCUAAGAGUCGCUGAGCAGGUAUAUUACUACCUUACCAGGUGCGGUUGAUGGAAAUAUCAGCCCAUAGAAACAACCUCCUAAAAAAUUGACCAGGUCCCUUUUUCUUUCCCACCCCCUCUUCUCUUCAUUUUAUUUCUUCCAUCUCUGCUCAACUCUCCCUCACUCUUCCAUCCUCUAACGCGAACCACUGUUGAACAUCUUCACCAAUGCCGACCUCAAUUAUGUCUACUUCUUCCACUUUCUCCCCUCAUCUUUCUCCUGCUACCUCCUCUUCCUCUUCCUCUUCUUCUUAUUCUACCUUUAGAGCCCCAUCUCUCUCUUUCUUCCCCAGAAACCCAUCAUUCAAAACACCUCUUUCGAUGAACAAACGAACCAGCUUAAGCGUCCAAUCAGCAGUAACCAUCGAGAAAGAGACACCACAGGACGAACGUCCAGAUACAUUUCUCCGUGAAUCCGACGGUCCAUCGUCCUCCGUUAGGGCUCGAUUCGAGAAAAUGAUCAGAGAAGCUCAAGAUAGUGUCUGCGCAGCCAUAGAGGCCGUGGAUGGCGGCGCCAAAUUCAAGGAGGAUGUGUGGUCGAGGGCUGGCGGUGGUGGCGGUAUUAGCAGAGUCUUGCAGGACGGUGGGGUGUGGGAGAAAGCUGGUGUUAAUGUGUCUGUUGUGUAUGGAAUGAUGCCUCCUGAAGCUUAUAGAGCUGCCAGGGGUGAGAAUUCGGUGGAGAAGCCGGGCCCUAUACCAUUCUUCGCAGCCGGAAUCAGUUCGGUUUUGCACCCUAAGAACCCUUUUGCACCAACUUUACACUUUAACUAUCGGUACUUCGAAACAGAUGCUCCAAAAGAUGCUCCUGGAGCACCUAGACAGUGGUGGUUUGGUGGAGGCACUGAUUUGACUCCUGCCUAUAUCUUCGAGGAGGAUGUCAAACACUUCCAUACGGUUCAAAAAAAUGCCUGUGACAAAUUUGAUCCAAGUUUCUACCCCAGAUUCAAGAAAUGGUGCGAUGAUUAUUUCUUUAUAAAGCACCGAGGUGAAAGACGUGGCCUUGGAGGAAUAUUUUUUGAUGAUCUUAAUGACUAUGAUCAAGAGAUGCUUCUUUCCUUUGCAUCUGAAUGUGCAAAUUCUGUAGUUUCUGCAUACAUACCAAUUAUUGAGCGACGGAAGGAUAUGCCAUUUACAGAUCGGCAUAAGGAAUGGCAGCAAUUACGAAGGGGACGCUAUGUGGAAUUCAACUUGGUUUAUGAUCGAGGUACGACAUUUGGACUUAAGACAGGGGGCCGUAUUGAGAGUAUUCUUGUUUCUCUCCCACUUACGGCACGAUGGGAAUAUGACCAUAAACCAGAAGAGGGAAGUGAAGAAUGGAAAUUAUUAGAUGCCUGCAUCAACCCUAAGGAAUGGAUCUGACCUUUUGGGUGGUUGCUGUACUCUUGUUUAGUACCUACACCGAGAAGCCAGCCCCUUAGUAAUCAUGCAAUUUUUCUGGGUGCAAGUAGCCUAUCAGAAGAGAGGCAUUUUAAUUCACUGAUAGGGUCGUGAAAAUUAUAAUGAAUAAAUUGUGGAGAUGGGAAUUUUGAAAAGAAAUUGUCUUGCCAUUCAAGAACUGAUUAGGGCCAAAGUUUUUCAAGAUUAGUAGCUUUCAACCAUUUGUCUUUAAUUAUUUUGAUUUGAUAUAUAGCAGAAUCAAGUUAUACUCAAA